AGGCCAGUACUUAUUUCUUCGCGACUCCCGGUCUAAUUGAGAGAGGGAAGAUGGCGUCGGAAGUUCCAAGAAUGGAGCAGGAAGUCGAAGAUGGAGAGAUUUCGAGCUCGGACUGCGAAAUGCCGGUCUCGGCUCCUUCCAGGAGUCCCCAACAGAAUGAAAACGAUAAUCCAGCAAUAUCUUUUCCAAGCAGCAGUUCACUAUCAGCAACAAGUGUUCCUUAUCGGACAGUGAAAAGUAUGGAUUCAACCGAUGAAAGUUUUUCGGAUUCUGAUGAAGAGAGUGGCCUUUGGAAGCGAAAGCGACAAAAAUGUUCAAACCUUCCUCCCCCCAAACCAGAGCUUUUCCAGUUUUCUCCAAACUCUCACAAACAGAUCCCUAAAAAAGUCAACAAUAUAUGGGGUGAAGUUUUGCAAAGACAGAAUCAAGAUGAUAUGGCAAAAAACCUUGGGAUUCUAUGGAUGGAUGGCAACCUGGACAAAAGUCGAGGAUCAGAGACCUACAACUACAUGUUAGCAAAACAGUUGAUAAAACAAUCUGAAUCAGAAGUAGUGAAGACAUUAGACAAAGAGUUGGAUGAAUAUAUGCAGGAUGAUAAAAAGACUGUAUCAAAAGAAGAGGAGGAAGAGGUGAAUAGACAAGGUAUCUGGAAACGGAAAAGGCCCAUAAAGGAGAGACUGGGUCAAAGACAAGAAAUGAUUUAUAAAGGGAGGUAUGAAAUUACAGAAGAUGAUCCUGAAGAAAAAGUGGCAGAUGAAAUUGCCUAUCGGCUUCAUGAACCAAAGAAAGAUCUAAUUGUACGGGUAGUGAAAAUCAUUGGGAAAAAGAAAUCUAUUGAACUACUGAUGAAAACAGCUGAGGUGGAACAAAAUGGAGGUCUUUUAAUAAUGGAUGGUUCUAGAAGAAGAACUCCAGGUGGAGUUUAUAUAAACCUGUUGAAAAACACACCUUGCAUAACCAGUGAACAAAUCAAGGAAAUCUUCUAUAUUGAAAAUCAAAAGGAGUAUGAGAACAAAUGUGCUGCGAAGAAGAGGAGAUUUCAAGUGCUGGGCAAAAAGAUGAAGCAAGCUAUUAAAGGACUUAAUCUUCAGGAAUACGACGAUGCCUCCCGAGAGACUUUUGCCAGUGACACAAAUGAAGCCCUGGCUUCUCUGGAUGACUUGCAAGAAGGACAUGGGGAAAUAGAACAUGUUUAUGAAGCAGAUGAAGGUGUUAGUAACUUUUGGGUACUAAACACUUGAGGAAUCAAAAUCUUUGUGAUGUAUACAUUAAUGGUCAAUUUUAUAUUAUAUCUUUUCAUUAGUUGCAAUAGUGCCUAUUAAUGUGAAUCAGUCACAUGCUGGAAAGGACCAUUUUAUUUCUUACAAUUGAUGCUUAAGUUUUCAGUUUGCUUCAGAUCAUGAAUGCUCUACAUCUUUAUUUAGUUCAUAAUUUGUUAACAGACACUUAACACCUAAUGCACAUUCUUUCAUCUCACGGUUAGUUUUAACAUUAGGGGAAAAAAAACAUGAAUGCUCUCAUUCCAAAAAUAAAACCUGUGUAUGGAACUGAAUAUAACUGCAUGGAAACACUAUUUCAUUUCACUAAUAGUAAUAGAAACAAAUAUCAUUCUGACACAUACUCUGUACGGAAGCCUUUUAUCUGAUCGUUAUUUUCAUGAUGAAUUUUGGAACAGGUUUUGCCUAUGAGCCAGAUUGGUAUUCAGUUUGCUUGCAAGAUUUUAUAGAUGGAACAGUAAGGAAUAUAAUGCAGCCAUUUCAAAUGUUUUUUAUUUGAAUGCCUUUUGCAGUUGAAAAGGUUACUUCUAAAGAAGACAUGGUAUUGUCCAGUUUGUCUCCUGUUUUAAUGAUAGAACCUGAGGUUUUGUUCUGUAAUACAGAGUGAUAAAUACUACACAUUGCACGCAUAGAGAAUUUCAAUUUCAGCUUACAUUAACCAUUUUCUGAGAAAAUAAUAUAAACUUAAAAUAAUUAAACUUUUCUCUUUUACAGUUUGUUCAGUUUUCAGUUUCUUAUACCUGAGUUUUGAGCUAACAAUCCUCCAUCAAAUUAGCUGUAUUAAAAGUAGACCAUUUAAAUCAGUAAAUCUUAAGUUAGUUGUGGCUUAGACUUAAUAGAUAUCAGAAAACUGAAGAAUAACUCAGUUUGAAUUUAGCCAGCAUAAAUGGGUACAGAACUUGUCUCAGUUUCACAUUUUGUUUUGAAAUUAAUAAUUCUGAAGAUGGGAGUUGGCUAUAAGAUUUAAUCUCCAUUGUUAUCCCGGUUAAUUACAAUGAUCUUAAAAGAACAAAAAAAUGAAGAAAUCAAUCAGUAAUUUGUAUGAAUCAUAGCAGUAGACUUAUGUAUCAUAAGUCUAAGGUUUCACAAGAUUAGAGUGGAAAUUGCAAAUCUGGUUUAAUUUUCAUUUAUAAUAUGUAAAAUAAAUAAAAUUAUUCACUUUUAUUUAUUCAAUUUGCUUUUUGGGGGGAUUUUUUGGAUGGAUUUUUUUAGGAUUUCCAGUUGGCCUUUAAAAAAAUGAAAGAGGUAGGAUAGUAAAAUGAAUUCUGUGUUGCUUAGGUUAUUCUGUCAAUAUAUCAAACUUCAGCACUGGUAGUUAAAUCCUUGAAGAGCAACAGCUUCUUUCAGUUAUGUACAUUUGUGUGUAUUAAAUUUUUAGUUCAAACUUA
Ahaetulla prasina is the source of this 2665-nucleotide messenger RNA. RefSeq names its product phosphorylated adaptor for RNA export (gene PHAX). Gene Ontology annotation, cellular component: nucleus. The coding region runs from base 51 to 1241 and encodes 396 amino acids. The record is from RefSeq and is a predicted model, not a curated record. Gene Ontology annotation, biological process: snRNA export from nucleus. Lineage: Eukaryota; Metazoa; Chordata; Lepidosauria; Squamata; Colubridae. The transcript has 5 exons.